Osmerus eperlanus (European smelt) is the source of this 1728-nucleotide messenger RNA. RefSeq lists its product as uncharacterized. The coding region runs from base 222 to 1250 and encodes 342 amino acids. The record is from RefSeq and is a predicted model, not a curated record. Gene Ontology annotation, biological process: male meiosis chromosome segregation; meiosis I sister chromatid cohesion; homologous chromosome segregation. Lineage: Eukaryota; Metazoa; Chordata; Actinopteri; Osmeriformes; Osmeridae. Gene Ontology annotation, cellular component: kinetochore. The transcript has 12 exons.
GGACAUGAACAGUAGCUAUGCCUACUUACGCCGGCGUCCCUGCAGAUUCCGGAAACAACAAAAACGACCUGCAGCGUAGUAGUAAAACUUGACUAGUUAACUACUAGGUUCGUAAAAAAAUAAGUAUAUGUCUGUAUCCAAUGUGUCUGGCUAGUUAACUGGGACAAUCUAACGUUGAAGGCAAACCUCUUCAAGAUCGAGUUUUACCUACAAUUGGCCAAAUGGGGCGCACAAAUGUCCGGACCAAGGACCUGACCUCCAGACCGCGGGUGCAGAUUCAAGCUCGCUUUCACAACCAGCGAUGGCGAGGGCGGGAUACCCCAUUGAAGACGUCGGCAAAAAGAGGCAAAUUUAGGAGACUUUGCUCCAGGCCUUGUCGAACCGUGAGCAGGGUUCUGUCUCCCAUCAACGAAUCAGAAAGCUUUAAUGAGAGAUCUGUCAGGCCCUCUACUCACAACACAGACAGGUUACUGCGAUCUAACUCUACUCCCAGCACGGUGACCUACAGCCCAGAAGAAAGUUCAGAUGCAGCUCUGCCCGCAGGCGUGUCCUUUUUUCUGUCAGACUGUGAUGAUUCCUCCUCCUCCAUGGAUACCAGCAGUUGCACCAGUCUGUUUUCCCCCGAGGUGUUCCGCAGAGAGGAAGUCUUGGAGGAACCAGUCAUGUUCCCCAGCUUGGGGGAGCCAGAGGAGCUGCAGGUAAAGAACUCCACCCUCCUGGACCUCAGUUAUGCGGAAGACAUCAACAUGCAGCAGCCCCCCAACCUGUCCUCCAUCAUAGAUUUCUCUGAGGUACAUGAUGACAGAGAUCCUGAGAACAGAUACCCCUCUGGCACUGAUCCAGCAGCUGGCUCAACAGAAGAGAAAUUGUUGAAUGUGUCCAUCGAGAGAACUCCUCUACCUUGUGGAUACAGUGCACCCCCAGUGCCCACAAAAAUACCCAGGCAAGGGAAGAUCAGGACCAUUAGGUGCAGGAAGAAAGUUACCUUCAAUUCCUGUGUGCUCUUGGAGAUGCCUCAUGACGGCCUGGCAACUCCCCCGGCCAAUCAGGGAACAGGCAACCCAGGAGUCAACUGUGAUGGGAUAGUUCCAAGGGAGGAUGUGAAGAAUUUGACCUUGACACCAGCCUUUCCUACCACACCAGAACAAGCAAAGUUCUUUGACUUUGCAGACAAGGAAGAGAGAGAUGCGUUCUUCCAGCGGUUGUGUCAGAGGUUCUCGUUUGAGUUCCCCUUCAAACUGAUAACAUAAAGCGUGAAUGACACAAUGCUGGGGGCUUGUGACCAGGUCUGUUGAAAACAGGACAGUUGACACUUCACUUUCACUUCAAAAACAUACUAAAUGUUCAUUACUUUUGUAUAAAUUGAGCUUGAACUGGACAGCUGCUCAAAUGCCUGUACAUCAAACGUCCAGUAGAGGGCAGGCUUGGCAUUUGCUUAGUACCGUUUACUUACAAAUUGAACUAUUCAGCUGUUAUAUAAUUUUACAUUAAAGUAUGUGUUUAUUUUGUGUGGAAUUUUCUAAAGCAUCCAUACUAGAAAGCUGCAAGACAUAGCUGGCCAAACUUUACCAUAAAAAUUACUGUGUAUUUCUGGGAAACUUCAAGUAUGUUACAGUCUGGAUUUGUUGUACAUUUAUUGAAUCUAUUGUCAAGCUUCAUGCUGUUAUGACCUGAAUAUUGGACGUUAUGUUGUAUUGUAACUGUUUUCAAUAAACGAUUUAAACUGUU